AUGAUGGGACGAAAUCAAACCAGCAUCUCAGAGUUCCUGCUCCUGGGCCUGCCCAUCCAGCCAGAGCAGCAAAACCUGUUCUAUGCCCUGUUCUUGGCCAUGUAUCUUACCACCCUCCUGGGGAACCUCCUCAUCAUUGUCCUCAUUCAACUGGACUCCCAUCUCCACACGCCUAUGUAUUUGUUUCUCAGCCACUUGUCCUUCUCAGACCUCUGCUUCUCUUCCGUGACCAUUCCCAAGUUGUUACAGAACAUGCAGAACCAAGACCCAUCCAUCCCCUUUGCGGACUGCCUGACCCAAAUGUACUUCUUCCUGUUUUUUGGAGACCUGGAGAGCUUCCUGCUUGUGGCCAUGGCCUAUGACCGCUAUGUGGCCAUCUGCUUCCCCCUGCACUACACCGCCAUCAUGAGCCCCACGCUCUGUCUCUCCCUGGUGGCGCUGUCCUGGGUGCUGACCACCUUCCAUGCCAUGUUACACACUUUACUCAUGGCCAGGUUGUGUUUUUGUGCAGACAAUGUGAUCCCCCACUUUUUCUGUGAUAUGUCUGCUCUGCUGAAGCUGGCCUGCUCUGACACUCGAGUUAAUGAAUUGGUGAUAUUUAUCAUGGGAGGGCUGAUUCUUGUCAUCCCAUUCCUACUCAUCCUUGGGUCCUAUGCACGGAUUGUCUCCUCCAUCCUCAAGGUCCCUUCGUCUAAGGGUAUCUGCAAGGCCUUCUCUACUUGUGGCUCCCACCUCUCUGUGGUGUCACUGUUCUAUGGGACCGUUAUUGGCCUCUACUUAUGCCCAUCAGCGAAUAGUUCUACUCUAAAGGAGACUGUCAUGGCUAUGAUGUACACUGUGGUGACCCCCAUGCUGAACCCCUUCAUCUACAGCCUGAGGAACAGAGACAUGAAGGGAGCCCUGGGCAGAAUCAUUCAUCAAAAGAAAACUUUCUUAUCUCUCUGAUGAUAACACUUGGAGCUAUUACAUAGUUUAUCCAGUAAAAUAUU
Messenger RNA from Piliocolobus tephrosceles (Ugandan red Colobus), 989 nucleotides. RefSeq names its product olfactory receptor 1E1. The transcript has a single exon. Gene Ontology annotation, cellular component: membrane. Lineage: Eukaryota; Metazoa; Chordata; Mammalia; Primates; Cercopithecidae. Gene Ontology annotation, biological process: G protein-coupled receptor signaling pathway. The coding region runs from base 1 to 945 and encodes 314 amino acids. The record is from RefSeq and is a predicted model, not a curated record. Gene Ontology annotation, molecular function: olfactory receptor activity; G protein-coupled receptor activity.